AUGCCGCGCCUCCUCGGUACAAGGCAGAGCGCCAUGGCCGUACCGCCAUGGUUCUCCGCGCUGCCUGCCGCGCAACUGGUCUUCGCCGUAUUGGUCUUGGGACUCACGGCGUACGCGUUGAGUGCCCAUAGCGAGAGCCAAAUCCGCCCCUCGUUGGUCCUCACAAUCACCACUGCGGUGCUCACUAUCCUGCUGAUAUUCCCUGUCACGAUCCCGAUCCCGGCAAUGGCAAUUCACCCGCUGGGAACACUGAUUGCCAAUUUCAUCGGGAUCUUGCUCUGGUUGGCUUCACUAGUGGCUCUUGCAAGCUAUCUCCGCAUUUUCAGUUACUAUCGGAAAGUCGAGAGAAUCCCGUGGGCCCCAGGGGCACCACAUAUUGCCGCAGCAUGGAGAUGUGGCGUUGCAGCCUGUGUAUUUGCCGCCAUCGAGCUUCUGCUGUUCCUCGCAACCUUCAAGCUCUUCGGCUACUUCUAUCACCAUCACCGAGCUGGCACGCAACCCCACAAAGGACUCCUACAUUCCACAUCUCGCAUGCCCAGAUCGGAUGCCGUCCCUCUUGAGAGCACCUCCGACAAUGUCACGGGUGCGGGAGGACUCAACCAAUACCAACCGGCCCCGGCAGCAACCCAUCCGCAACAGCAACAGCAACAACACCAUCACAACUCACUAGCUAACACCAUCUCACCACCCGUCUCCCCGCUCCAACCCACGGCCCCGGUCCCCUCGACCAGCAACCACGCGAAUGACGGCGAUGGCGGCGACAUCAACCACAACGGUAACGUGCCGUCCAUCACCCACACAGCCGCCACGCCCACAGCCGCCACGAAUCCCCAUUUACCAGCCGCUGGUAACGCUUUCGCCACUAUCUCACCCGGCCGGCCACCGCAGAGGCACGCGAACCCGAUCAUCCCGGAUCCAGGGGCGAGCGGUGGUGACAACAACAGAGUAACCGGCCGGCCACCGUAUCCGCUGGACGACGAGGAGAUGGGGGCCGUGAGUAAAAGCCAUCACCAGCGUGGUGGGACCACCCUGACGCCUGGAGUUGCGCCAGUCCCGCCCGUUUCGACGGCCGGGGCCAGUGAGCGUUGA
Diplodia corticola is the source of this 1089-nucleotide messenger RNA. RefSeq lists its product as uncharacterized. The record is from RefSeq and is a predicted model, not a curated record. Lineage: Eukaryota; Fungi; Ascomycota; Dothideomycetes; Botryosphaeriales; Botryosphaeriaceae. Gene Ontology annotation, cellular component: membrane. The transcript is spliced from 3 exons. Bases 1 to 1089 code for a protein of 362 amino acids.